AGGCUUUGAGAGCCAAAUUCUUGCGCCGAGGUAACUUCGAGUCCCAGGACUCGAUUCUGCUCACAGAGCCCAUGUUUGCGCGGGCAAUGACGGCUAUCGGUGUAACAGACGCGCAUCGAGUGAAGCACUACUUCAAACUGUUCGAUAGAGAUGGCAACGGAGAGAUCGAUUUUAGGGAACUUGUUUCGGGACUGAAUGUUCUGCUCAGAGGAAAAACUGCCGAAUUUGCCGAGUCCGAGUUCUCUCUUUGGGACUUAGAUGGCAAUGGG
Molecule: messenger RNA, 269 nt
Organism: Sphaeroforma arctica JP610
Lineage: Eukaryota; Ichthyosporea; Ichthyophonida
Exons: 2
Molecular function (GO): calcium ion binding
Source: RefSeq, a predicted model, not a curated record